Molecule: messenger RNA, 2991 nt
Organism: Lacerta agilis (Sand lizard)
Lineage: Eukaryota; Metazoa; Chordata; Lepidosauria; Squamata; Lacertidae
Gene: RAD54B
Product: RAD54 homolog B
Exons: 15
Coding region: 155-2860 (901 amino acids)
Biological process (GO): reciprocal meiotic recombination; double-strand break repair via homologous recombination
Cellular component (GO): nucleus
Molecular function (GO): DNA translocase activity; ATP-dependent chromatin remodeler activity; ATP binding
Source: RefSeq, a predicted model, not a curated record
AUGAAUGCUGGUCAUGCGCAGUGGGCCGAAUAGAGGGAGCGACAAAUUGAGAUCGGCCUUGGGCGGUCAGCUGCGCAUGCGCCGUUUGGCGAAUUAUAGGGCGACGGCGAUGUUUUGGCGGGACGGUUAAAUUGCAAAACCAACAGAACUGAACAUGAGACGAUCAGCAGCUCCUAGUCAACUGAUGGGAAAUUUAGUCAAAAAACCGAGAUUUAUGCCUCCAGGAAAAACCCAUAUGUUAUCUCUGAAAAAAGAAUCUGAACGCUCAGGCUCUGAGGUGGAUGAGGGACAACUGAAUGGCUCAACAUCUGUAAACAUCUGUUCUACAACUUGUGACUUAAGUUCUAUGCUGGCUGUGAAAUCUGAUCAAGAAGAAUUUUGCUCUAAAAAUAAUAAUAACAAUGACUGUCAUUUUGAAACUGGAGUGAAAUCACCAUAUAGAACUAAAAUAGGUCCAGCGUGCCCUGUGACAACAGCAACAGCCAGGCACCAGGAGGAGCCUGGCUGCCUCACAAAAUAUUUCAGCGUAGUGUGGUGCAAGGCCUCCAAGAAAAAACACAAGAAGUGGGAAGGUGAUGCCGUUCUUAUUGUGAGAGGGAAGUCGGUGACCCUGAAAGAUACAGAAGGCAGAGACAUUGGAAGAGGUGCUGGAUACAAAGCCAAAGACCUGGAGAAUUUUGACCAAGGCCAAACACUGAUGGUUGGAGGCAAAGAAAUUGAAGUGAUGGGCAUAAUUUCAGAAGAGGACUUCAAAACCGGCAAGUGUUUUCAGUCUGGUGUGAAGACUGCCGAGGAGAUUUGGAACGUCCCGCAAGCUGCUGUGAAACCAUUCUGCAACCCUUUCAAAAAUGUAUCCAAAACUAACACUAAAGGAAAUCCUCCCAAAGGCUCCCAGAACUAUAACCCACGUCAUGAUCCAUGCGCACCAAAUUGCUUAGUUAUGCUGCGCCCAUCCCCAAAUCACCAGCGGUUGUUCAACAAGUCGGGCUUGCCUGUGGUGGAUGUUGUUGUGGACCCCCACAUUGUAAACCAUCUUCGACCGCACCAACGGGAAGGGAUCACAUUUCUUUAUGAAUGUAUCAUGGGAAUGAGAGCAAGCUGUAGAUUUGGAGCCAUUCUUGCAGAUGAAAUGGGUUUAGGAAAAACUCUGCAGUGCAUUUCAGUCCUCUGGACUCUCCUGCGUCAAGGGCCAUAUGGAUGCAAACCUGUAAUAAAACAGGCACUGAUAGUCACUCCUGGGAGUCUGGUGAAGAAUUGGGGGAAAGAAUUUCAAAAAUGGCUGGGAAGUGAGAGAAUCAAGGUGUUCUUAGUGGAUCAGGAUCACAAAGUAGAAGAGUUCAUCAAUUCCCCGCUUUAUUCAGUCCUGAUCAUUAGUUAUGAGAUGUUUCUACGCUCCUUGGACCAAAUACAGAAGGCGCAGUUUGGCCUUGUCAUUUGUGAUGAGGGACAUCGCUUGAAAAAUGCUGCUAUUAAGACGACGACUGCACUUGCCAGUCUGUCUUGUGAGAGGAGAAUUAUUCUGACUGGUACUCCAGUACAAAAUGAUCUGCAAGAAUUUUAUGCAUUAAUAGAGUAUGUAAAUCCUGGAAUACUUGGUCCUUUGUCUGCAUACAAAAAAGUAUAUGAGGAACCUAUUCUCAGAUCCCGAGAGCCUUCAGCAACAAAGGAAGAAACUGAGCUGGGAGAGAGAAGAGCAGCAGAACUGACUCGCCUCACUGGACUCUUCAUUCUGAGAAGAACCCAAGAUGUCAUAAACAAAUUCCUCCCUCCUAAAUUGGAGAGCAUACUUUUCUGCCGCCCAACAGCACUGCAGCUCGAUCUCUAUCGAAGUCUGCUGAGCUCUCCAUUUGUUAGAUCUUGCCUUCAAGGUAGUCUGGAAAACAGCUCCCAUUUAAUAUGCAUUGGAGCUCUGAAAAAACUUUGCAACCACCCCUGCCUUCUCUUCAAAGCAAUAAAGGACAAAGAAUGUGAUCCCAAUUGUGAUGUACAAGAGAAACAGAACCAAUCUGAGGCUCUGCUUGAUAUUGUUUCUCAAGAACAUACCCAAACCUCUUUCUCUGAGACUGACUCGGGGAAGUUGAACGUGCUGAUGCAGUUGCUGGCAGCAAUUCAGGAACUGAGCCCUGGAGAAAGAGUCGUCGUGGUAUCCAAUUACACACAGACCCUGAACAUAUUGCAAGAGGUGUGCAAACGCCAUGGAUAUUCCUGUGCAAGGCUUGACGGCAACACUCCUGUCUCCCAGAGACAGCAGAUCGUUGAUGGUUUUAAUAGUAAAUUCUGCCCAUCUUUUAUCUUCCUGCUGAGUUCAAAGGCUGGUGGCGUGGGUCUGAACCUUGUUGGGGCGUCCCAUUUAAUCUUAUACGAUAUCGAUUGGAAUCCAGCCACGGAUAUUCAGGCAAUGGCCAGAGUUUGGAGAGAUGGGCAGAGACAUACAGUGCAUAUUUACAGACUCCUUACUACAGGCACAAUAGAAGAGAAAAUCUAUCAGAGACAGAUCAGUAAGCAAGGGCUCUCUGGGGCAGUUGUCGACUUUUCCAAGGGAUCCGAACACAUCCGUUUUUCUGUUGAAGAACUUAGAAAUCUGUUCACCCUGCAUGAAGAGUCUAGCUGCCUUACCCACGAUUUGCUGGAGUGUAAAUGUACGGAAAAGGAAGGUGACCUAGGUCCCUCGGAAAACCUUUCUCUACAAGAUUGCAAGCUUGGCCAAAGCAACGUGAAACCUGACUCAAAGAAGCCUCUCUCUAUGUCACAGUUGAUGCAAUGGAAACACUAUUCUGGGAAUCACAAAAAUCUUCCCGAUCCCUUUCUUAGAAGAAUAAAGGAAAACAUUACAUUCGUUUUCCAAAAUAUGACCAACUAAAUGAUGCCAUCUAAACAGGGACAUUAGUUUCUCCCUUAGUCACAAUGGACGUUUGUGCCUUAUAUUUUACAAGCAAAGCAAACUAAUGGGAUUGUUGGGGAAUUACAAAGAGCAUGUAAUAAGGGUAAUAU